CUUUUAAUAAUAAAAAUUGUGAGAUCCAUGUAGUACCAAGUCGGUUAAUUUAUUCAGUUCAUACUUAAGGGAUCUUAUGUCUUAAGUUAUUACGCAAAUAGCUGACCUAACAAAUCUCUUAUAGUGACCAUAUCGAUACUAAAAAUGUUUUAUGUUUUAAAUAAACAGAUUGACUUGGCCAUCGCACUAAACAAUCUAACUUAAUAUAAUAUGUGUUACGUGUGAGAGACAUCGCGUUCAUAGAAUUGCCAUUUAAACAAUUGCAUAGAUUUUAUGCGAAUAAUUUAAAUAGGAAAUAAUAUGCCCUUUUACUGAUAAGGGUUAACAUAUAACAGAUAUUGAACCAUGUAUAUUCAUUUAAAAAACAUUUAUAUUUGAUAGUUCUCUGAACUCGCAAUUUACCAAUGACUUGACAAUUAAAUACAAUGCCACAUUUCCUGUUUAAAUACUUAGUUUAUUAUCUUGUUUUUGUAUACAUAAUCUGUAGACACAAGGUUUUUUUGCCGUCAGUCGUAAUUAUGCCCUUGCUUAAAUUCAACGUGUUGCUCGCACUCUAUUUGGGUGCUGUUAAAUCUCAAGCACCUCUAAACUUUACGGAACUUACGCAACUAAAUGGAUACCAAUCUGAGGAGCAUACAGUGGUUACAGAAGAUGGAUAUGUGCUGACACUGUAUAGGAUAGCUAAAGGUGCCAAGUGUAAAGAGAAGAAUAAGGAGACACCGGUGUUCUUCAUGUCUCCAUUGCUGGCCGCCGCUGAUACGGCGAUCGAGGCUGGACCAGAUGUAGCAGUACCGUACCUGAUAUCAGACGCCUGCUUCGACACUUGGGUCGGAAGCCCUCGAGGCACUUAUAAUGGCCGAAAACACGUGCGACUAGAUCCUGAUAAAGACAAGGAGUUCUGGAACUUCUCUGCAGACGAAAUCGGCACUUACGACGUACCUGCAAUGGUCAAUUAUGUGUUGAAGUAUACAAAAACGGAGAAGUUGGUGUAUAUUGGAUUUUCUCAAGGAGGAGGAUCAUUUUUUGUCAUGUGUAGUGAAAGACCUGAUAUGUGCAAGAAGGUUAAGCUUAUGAUCGGUCUCGCUCCAGCAACAAGACAUUGGUACACGAAAUCAGUUUUCUUCAGAUUACUGUUCAAGAGUGUUGAGGAUAACCUAGAUGUGUUCGAUGAUUUGCGCAUUUGGGAAAUCUUGGGAAGAGAUCAAGUGACAACAACAUUAAGUGUUGUGUGUCGGAACAAUUUGAAGCUGUGUGAGUGGUUAGUUUCUGUUGUAGAUUCCCCGCAUCCAGGCUCAGUGGCUGAAUCAACAUAUAGGAGUAUGUUAGAUCGGUUCCCAGCAGGGACUUCAGUGCAAAAUAUGGUGCGAUUCAGUCAAAGUUGUCGGAGUAAAAAGUUUGUUAAAUUCAGCUAUGGGACUAAGAAAAACCUACAGAUUUACGGUACUCCAGAUCCUCCGGAAUACAAUUUAACAGCUGCAGAUGUACCUGUUGUACUUAUGGUGGGAAAAAAUGAUGGAAUAGUGGAUGUAAGGGAUAUAAAAUGGUUGGCUAGUAAAUUACCAAAUGUGAAAGAAACAGUGAUAGUGAAAGAUCCUGAGUGGAAUCACGUGGACAUGUUUUAUGGUCAAUUAAUUAAGGUGAUGAUUUUCCCUAAAAUUUUGGAUUACCUGAUUCGUUAUAACGAAAUGUGACAAUGGAAUAAUUUUUGUAGUAAAAUUUUAUGUAAGUAGAAGUAUGUGCAAGACUGGAUAUACUAUAUUACUAACCUAGCCGUUUAAGUGUAAAGGUUACAUUCGAAUGGCAACUGCAGCUGAAUUAUUGGAGGUCAAAGUCACGUGACAAUUUCCAUUAAUUAUUUAUGUUUCGUUUAAUGUUUUCUAUUGUCGUUUCGUUUAACAAUUGUCACCCUGGCUAGGGCCUUUGAUGCCGCAAUUGUCACCCUGGCCGCAUUACUGCUACGACCUUGAUACGGGCGCGACCUUGAUAUCCUUGAUAAAAAUAAAUAAGUGAAAGAUUGAAUGUUCAAAUCGCGGCAGUAGUGCGGCUAUGUCAGGUCACUAAUAUUAUAGAUAAAAUUAAUUGACAGUGGGCCGAACUUCAAAUAAAUCUACACCGGCUCUAACCCUACACCUCUGACCCGAGAAGAUUUAAAUCCCCCCUCAAUUGGAGGAGGGUAUCCCAAUAUGGACAAUAACAAUACGACAAAUAUUAGGUCUAGAUACGAUAUGGAUCGGAUAUUUGUAUCAAAAUCGACGUUUUUGUUGGAAGAAACGUCAGUUUUGACACUGAUAUAUCCGAUCCAUAUCGUAUCUAGACUCGUAUUUGACGUAUCUUAUCGAAUCGGACCGAGUAGCAGCGCCUGCAUGAAGGCCGCAGCAGUAAUGCCGCAACGCAACAGUAAUGAAACUGCAGUUCACCUUAAUUUUAACUAAAGUACAGCACAUUUGAGUUAGAAAUAGAAUAGAAUCGCUAUUUCAGUUUUUUAAUAGACUUUUUAUUACUUUAAAAUCUCGA
Messenger RNA from Cydia pomonella (codling moth), 2514 nucleotides. Its product is annotated as gastric triacylglycerol lipase-like. Gene Ontology annotation, biological process: lipid metabolic process. The record is from RefSeq and is a predicted model, not a curated record. Bases 426 to 1691 code for a protein of 421 amino acids. The transcript has a single exon. NCBI's taxonomy places the organism in Eukaryota, Metazoa, Arthropoda, Insecta, Lepidoptera, Tortricidae. Gene Ontology annotation, molecular function: hydrolase activity, acting on ester bonds.